Messenger RNA from Lithohypha guttulata, 1374 nucleotides. RefSeq lists its product as uncharacterized. The record is from RefSeq and is a predicted model, not a curated record. The coding region runs from base 1 to 1374 and encodes 457 amino acids. The transcript is spliced from 2 exons. NCBI's taxonomy places the organism in Eukaryota, Fungi, Ascomycota, Eurotiomycetes, Chaetothyriales, Trichomeriaceae.
AUGGACAACCUUUAUGGUCAACUUACGAGUCACGCAUUGGACAUCGAGCUUCGAGAGGGUAUUUUUCCGAAGGAAUUAUCCGAAGUGUAUGAACGCAUCAUUGAACGUAUACGAAACAAUAUCCACCCAGAACGUGAAUGGCCAAUCACUUGGAAACUCCUCAGCUGGAUCGCCUGCGCUGCACGACCAUUGAAGUGGCACGAAUUGCAAGGAGCCAUAUCUAUCGACUUUGAGAAGGAGGAAGUCAAUUUCAAUCUCUAUCAAUCUCAUCGACAUAUUCACGAAUUGUGCGGCGCUCUCGUCUCGGUGGUUGGCGACCGCGUGAGUCUGGUCCACAGCACAGCCAAGCACUUCAUAUCGAAAUCAAAGUAUAUCGAUGCACCUGUAGCCGAGUGCAGUUUGGCCAUUGUGUGCAUACAUUACUUGUGCUUUCAUUGCUUCAGUGAGAGUACAGCGGACGACGAACUGCAUGGAUUCGUUCGUAACGGGUACUUUGCAUUUGCCGACUAUGCUAUAGCAAAAUGGACCUAUCAUUUCCGACAGGUUUGUGGGCUGGCUGAGACACUGCUGGAGCCUAGCACAUCGGGUGAUCGCGAGGUUGUCAUGCAGGAGCUUUGUGAGGCUGUCAGCUAUUUCGCAGAAAAGUACGAUGCCGAUCUUGAACACAGUUUGAGCAGAAUGGCAGAGAACGAGGUCGCUGCUCAAAUACAACCGACGCUUUUGCGUUCAAUCGCCGAGUUCGGAGGAGUUGACAAUACUUCGGACGCUUUUCGACUAAUUUGGGCACAUUCAGAAAUGCAACGCUUCAAAGACCUACAGUCCCGCAAUCUCAUCAUUCCUGAAAAGCUUCGAAUAGGCAGCCAGCGAAUGCGAGCUUGCCUAGAGAAUAUCUUUAGCAACAAGCAUCUGCCACAAGACAUCAAGGACGAGCUGGUCACGUUCUACGGCAGCCGCAUCUACAAAUGUUCAAGAACCACUUGCUUUUAUUUCCACGAAGGAUUCGUCGACAAACGGUCACGCGACUUACAUGACAGUCGACACAGCCGACCAUUCGUAUGCAGUGAGGUUGACUGUGAAGCUGGAGACUUUGGCUUCACCUCGAAAAGAGAUCUGGAAAUUCACUGCCAAAUCUUUCAUCCCAACAUAGAAAUGAAAGCUUCGUUAUUCGAUACAGUCAAACCAGUCCUCAAAAAUAAAACAAAAUUUGAGUGCAGCAAAUGCGACAGGGUUUAUACUCGAAAUGAAAACCUAAAAGCUCACGAACUCACGCACACAGGGCAAAAGCCACACGAAUGCUCGAAGUGUGGAACAGGGUUCACCCGCAAGGAUGACCGUAAUCGUCAUGAGAAGAUCCAUGAAAAUAGGAGGAAGUGA